Oncorhynchus mykiss (rainbow trout) is the source of this 3321-nucleotide messenger RNA. Lineage: Eukaryota; Metazoa; Chordata; Actinopteri; Salmoniformes; Salmonidae. The record is from RefSeq and is a predicted model, not a curated record.
CAGAAAAUUGUUUGAGACAAGACUAGAUCACUCUUCUAACAGUCCAAGAGAAACGUUUGGUAAAUAUCCUGGUCUUAGAGAAAAGUUGAAUUAAUAUCCUGUUGUACGCUAUUUUCAACAGUUUCAUAAGCAAUAGGAGUUUGUUUUAAUGGAGAGCUGUGGUUCCCAAGUUUUUCCACAGCGGUUUAGGAGAGUGCCCAUAAGAACAUGGUAAUCAACGCGUUUUUGAAGUAAAAGCUGAAGUCCAGCUGCAUGAAUAUUAUGGGCUCCAGUGCCGAAGAAGUCCGUGCUGGACUAAUGGGCCAUGUGUCCACUGUCCAACUGUUCACCUUGCACCGUGAGCUACUGGUCUCCCAGGUGAAGAGCACGCAGUGCAUUCUGGAUAACCUCCUACAAAGUGGCUUUCUGUGUUUUGAGGAUACAGAAAUCAUCCAGCGCUCAGCCACCAAGACAGAACAGGUGCGUAAAAUCCUGGAAUUGGUCCAAAGCAAAGGGGAGCAGGCAUGUGAAUACUUCCUAUAUAUUGUCCACAAAGUUUAUGAUGCAUACAUAGACCUCCAACCAUGGCUUAAAGAGAUCAACUACAAGCCACCAGACUUCAUACGGGACAUACCAGUGAAGAACACGGACCCUAUUAGUAGGUACUGUGAGAAGCUGAGGCACGAGCUGAGCCGAGACACAUUCUUCAUUGCAUCCUACGCCCAGCAAGAAGAAACCCUGCUGGAGGAGCUCUAUACAGACACCCUGAUGGAGCUCCUGAAUGACCGCAAUGAGAGCCUGGGCCACCUGGAGGGUCUGGAGCAGCUCCUGGGAGAGCAGGGUGUCUUUAACCCACAGGCAGAGACGGUGCUCAUCACGGGGGAUGCUGGGGUGGGCAAGUCCAUCCUCCUCCAGAAGCUCCAGAGGCUGUGGUCCAAUAGGGAGCUGGAACAGACAGACGCCAUGUUCUUCUUCAAGUUCCGCUGUAGGAUGUUCAGCACAUUCAAGGAGACAGACGAGAUCUCACUCAGGGACCUGCUUUUCAAAUACAACUGCUACCCCGACCAAGAUGCGGACAAUGAGGUGUUCAGCUACAUCCUCCGCUUCCCCGAAAAGGUUCUCUUUACAUUUGACGGCUAUGAUGAGAUCCAGGCUGAUAUGAACCCGGGGAACGUGCCUGAGGUGGUUUCUCCAGAGGAGAAGACUCACCCUCUUCUGCUGCUCAUUAACCUGCUCUGUGGGAAGCUGCUCAGUGGUUCCCGGAAGGUCCUUACUGCUCGGACAGGCACUGAGGUCCAGAGCAGGGUGAUCCGGAAGAGGGUGGCGCUGCGUGGGUUCUCUCCGGCCCACCUUCAGACCUACACCAACCUACACUUCAAAGAGCAGGAGCACAGGGACCUGGUCUCAGUCCAGCUGGAUGCCAACCCCCACCUCUGUGGCCUCUGCUCCAUCCCCCUCUUCUGCUGGAUCGUCUUCAAGAGCUUUAAACACCUGCACUCAGUCUACGAUGACUUUGAGUUGCCAGAGGCUUGCGUGACCCUCACUAACAUAUUCCUUCUGCUUUCUGAAGUCUUCUUCAGCCGGGGGGCCGCUCCCCCACCGGGCCUCCUGACGAGAAACACCAGGUGCCCCGCUGAUACCUUCAGGGCAGGGUUGAGGCCACUGACAGCCUUCUCCAAGCUGUCUCUGCUGGGCACGGAGAGAGGAGGCUUUGUGUUCGACAAGGAGGAGGUGACCUCCUGUGGCCUGACUGAGGACGACUUUCAGGUGGGUUUCCUCCGACCGGUCAGCCGCUACGAUGCCUGUGGAAACCCUUCUACCUUUGAGUUCCUUCAUCUCACCCUACAGUCCUUCUUGGCUGCAUUCUCCCUGGUUCUGGAUGAACAGGCCAGCGUAGGCAACAUCCUCAAGUUCUUUACAGAGUGCAGCAGGAGGGACAACACAUCUUGUUUAUCGUGUGUCUUCCCCUGCAUCGGUGGCUCCUCCAAACCCAGGGGAAAGGACCCGUUCAAGACCAAUGAGCAUCUCCAGUACGCCAACCUCUUCCUGUGUGGACUGCUGUCUAAGGCCAAUGCCGGCCUGCUGGAGCACAUGGUUCCUCCAGCACUGCUGAAGAGGAAGCGGGCGGUCCUCAAGUCCUACCUGUCCACCAGCGUGAGGUCCCACCUCCGCGGUCUGCCACUCCACAGCACAGAGCAGGAGGGCAGCAAGGUGCAUGUCCUGCCCAACUUCCUGUGGAUGCUGCGCUGCAUCUUCGAGACAGGAAGUAAAGAGGUGGCCCAGCUGACUGCGAAGGGAAUCACAGCUGACUACAUCAAGCUGGGCUACUGUAAUGUGUCCUCUGGCGACUGCAGUGCCCUCAACUUUGUGCUGCAGCACCGGCGGAAGAGGCUAGGGGUGGACAUGGACAACAACAACAUCAGUGACUAUGGGGUCAAGCAGCUCAGGCCUUCAUUCAGUAAAAUGACCGUGGUGAGGUUGUGUGUCAAUCAGAUCUCAGACAGCAGCAUUGAAGUACUGGCUGAGGAGCUUAUCAAAUACAGAGUGGUGGAGGUUUUGGGACUUUACAAUAAUCACAUCACGGACAUUGGAGCCAAGCUAAUUGCUCAUAUCAUUGAGGAAUGUCCUAAGUUAAGAGUCGUCAAGGUUGGCAGCAACAAGUUCACCAGUGUGGGUGGCAGGUAUCUGGCCAGUGCCAUUCAGAAGAGCACAUCUAUCUUUGACGUGGGAAUGUGGGAGAACAGCAUUGGUGAUGAAGGAGCAAGAGCAUUCGCAGAGGUCCUGAGGAAUCACCCAAGUCUUACCAACCUCUGUCUCUCAGCCAAUGGUAUCACUUCAGAAGGUGGGCGGAGCUUGGCCAAAGCACUGAAAGACAAUAGAAGGCUCCGAAUUUUCUGGUUGGUGCAAAACGAGUUGUCAGAUGAUGUAGCACCAGACCUGGCAGAGCUGAUCAGAUCCAACACGGGUCUCUCUCACCUCUGGUUAAUCAAUAAUCAGCUGACAGUGGAUGGAAUCAGACAGCUGUCAGAGGCUCUCUCCCACAACACAUCACUCAAAGAGAUCUGUUUGAAAGGAAACUGUCUUUCUGAAGAGGAAGAGAAGCUGUUUGAGGCUGAGGGAAGGCUACACUUCCACUGAGGAGACAGAACUGAGCUGGAGCAUGUGUGUGUGUGUGCGCGCGCAUGUACAUUGGUCUUAGAGGGUCUUUGUUUGUUUUGCACAUAUUACAUUGGAAAUAUUUUUACAUACUGUAUAUGUACAGUGCAUUCGGAAAAUAUUCAGACCCCUUGACUUUCCACAUUUUGUUACUUUACAGCCUUAUUCUAAAACUGAUUAAAUAGU